This is a messenger RNA of Dermatophagoides pteronyssinus (European house dust mite), 570 nucleotides long. RefSeq names its product protocadherin Fat 4-like. Lineage: Eukaryota; Metazoa; Arthropoda; Arachnida; Sarcoptiformes; Pyroglyphidae. Gene Ontology annotation, biological process: homophilic cell-cell adhesion. The record is from RefSeq and is a predicted model, not a curated record. Gene Ontology annotation, molecular function: calcium ion binding. Gene Ontology annotation, cellular component: plasma membrane.
AUGAUAAUAAUACCGCCGGGAAACGAAGUAUUCAAAGUUGAAGUUUACCCGCGAAAUGAAUUUCGUUUAGAAGCAGUGGAUAAUAGUUUAAGCGAUAUAAAUUAUUUUAAAUAUGAAAUUUUAGAUGAUAAAAAUGUUGCCAUAAAAUUAGCACAUUCAUUGGAAGAACUUGUUGAUCGGAAAGAUCCACAAAGUGUAUUAAAAUUUAAACUUACCUGUAAAGGUGCCAGUGGAACGGUAUGUACAAUAUUUUUUUGCUUGUAUGUACAGGAUGUUAAUGAUCAUACGCCUGAAUUUCAAAAUGUUCCCUAUUCAUUGGAUGUUGAUGAGUUGACACCUGUUGGCCUAACUGUUUUUCGUGGUAUACAUGCUAUUGAUCGUGAUAAACCAAAUACAGCCAAUUCAGAUAUAACAUAUUCGAUUGUUGGUGGCAAUGAAAAUAAUUCCUUUAUAUUAUCCGAUCCAAUUGAAGGAACAUUGGUCAUUAAUAAAGCAUUGGAUUAUGAUAAUGGUAUUCGGGAAUUCAAGAUACAGAUUCAGGCAUCGGUAUGUAGAUCAUGGAACACCUGA